AUGGCUUCCGAUCAGGAGAGGCAAAACAGCCUUGUCAUCACAUCAUGUUUCUUCACAUCGCUCUCAACCGUAGUAGUAAUAGCACGUACAUUUGUCCGAACCGUUCUCAUUCGAAAACCUGGCCUUGAUGACUACUUCAUAAUACUUGCCCUGGUCUUCACGCUAGGGUACCUCGCGGAGGUAUUCGUUGGCAAGGCCAACCACAUAGGCUUUGCUUCAAGCCAGCUUUCUUUCGACAACAUGACGAACCUCCUCAAGACCACCCUCGCGAUUGAAGCCACGUAUUACGUGUGCAUAUCAGCCAUCAAAAUAUCGAUUUUGUGCAUGUAUCUCAGGUUUGCUGUGUCGAGGUCAUUCAACAUACUGUGCAUAUGUACCAUCGCGUUUCACGCUCUAUUCUUCGUAAUUUGCAUCGGCGUUACACUAUCACAAUGCCAACCUCUCUCAAAGCAGUGGGAUCUAACAGGAACUGUCGACGGGAUGUGCAUCAACACUACUGCAUUCUUCUACUUUACAUCUGGCUUCAACAUCCUCACCGAUAUAUGGAUCCUCAUUCUCCCAAUAAAGACCCUCUCCGGUAUUCUGCGUCCACGCCGAGAAAAAAUCGCCCUCGCCAUCAUCUUCGGUGUUGGCGCAUUCGCCACGAUAACAUCAAUAAUCCGACUUCAUACCAUAUACACCUACACCCUUGCCAAAGAUCUGUUCCAAGAGAGCAUUCUCGUUAAUGUCUGGUCCAUGCUGGAGAUCAACAUCGGCAUUAUCUGCGCCAGCGUCCCCGCUCUCAAGCCCCUUUUCACCCCACGAGCCCUUCGAGACGCUGUCAAUCGCAACAAGAAGACAGGAUACCAAUACCACAGCCAAGAUAGAUCCGGGUAUAACUCGAACAGGUCGAAUGACUCGAAGUCGGGAGAUCGCGAAAACCAACAAGCUUACGAUUUGGAGCGAAUCGGAGGAGAGCACACGACCAAGACCGUGAUUCAAAGCAUGCCCCAUUCUCCAGGAAGUGAAAGCGAAGAGAGUAUUUGGAGAGGAUAA
Molecule: messenger RNA, 1035 nt
Organism: Colletotrichum gloeosporioides
Lineage: Eukaryota; Fungi; Ascomycota; Sordariomycetes; Glomerellales; Glomerellaceae
Exons: 5
Coding region: 1-1035 (344 amino acids)
Source: RefSeq, a predicted model, not a curated record